AUGGCACUGGACAGCAAAAUUAUGAUUUUCAAGCACCAUAUGAGCCAAUCUGAGAAAGCUCGUUUGACAGACAGACGCAGUUUAGAUUUGACGUCUGCCUAUCGCGGGGCACGGGUGGUAGAGUGCCCUAAAAACGCCAUAGAAUUCCGAAAACUGCUGGUAGAAUGUGACCGCCUUGAGCAACUGAAAUGCAAGGCCAAUAGGAAGCUAAAUCACGAUAUGCACCUAGUACAAGUUGCCCAAAACAAAAUGAGGAUGAUGUCAAAAACGGGCGUAUACGAAUAUGGCCGCGAUGACAUAGAUACUGACGUAUACGAUGACAGGUUAGUUGGAAGUCGGUACAAAGCAAACGGGGAGCUCCGCAAUGAUCCUCACGGACUGUACUCGAUUGAUCAAAGUGAGAAAUUUCAUUUAGCUGGCUUUGAAAAUGAAAAGAAAGAAGUAGACAACUCAACCCAAAAAGCGUUCCCUAAGUCAUGUGAUGAAUCAAGCGUUUUUGUCGCACACCCGACUACUGAAAAAGACGGCAGCAACACAUUCAAAGAGGAGCUGCAUGGUUUUUGCAAUGUACAUAAUAAUAAAUCAGAGACAGUCUCAGAUCAUUCAAAAGAAGAAGACGAAGACUCACCGUUNGAAGUAGACAACUCAACCCAAAAAGCGUUCCCUAAGUCAUGUGAUGAAUCAAGCGUUUUUGUCGCACACCCGACUACUGAAAAAGACGGCAGCAACACAUUCAAAGAGGAGCUGCAUGGUUUUUGCAAUGUACAUAAUAAUAAAUCGGAGACAGUCUCAGAUCAUUCAAAAGAAGAAGACGAAGACUCACCGUUACCUGAAGAUGUAAGAAUAAAAAGAGAUUUGAAAAAGAUACAACAAGAUAUGACAAAAAUUACAAACUAUCUGGAAAGCAUGAGAAAGACGCAGAGACCAUAUUCCAAUAAAAAAUUGUCUUUCCUCCGUGCACAUUCACACGACGACCCAUACAUUCUCCUGUGUCAAAUAGCCAAUGGACAUGAAGACGAAGACCGAUAUGCAUUUGCCCCCGGGAGCACCAACUUUGGUCAUGGUCCAAAAUUGAGCAGCCCGAAAAGAAGAACAAAAAGAAAGGGUUGCUCACACUCCCGAUGCGUCGCGUGUGAGUUCAAACUGAAGUUAGAGUCUGAUACAGGUGGCAGAUUCGACAAAACUGCUUCUGAACGAAAAGACGGUCCUGUGUGGCACACGGGUCCAAGUGGUACGUUUCUGGGAUCUCCACAAAGUGAAUACACACUGAAAACAAAGGCCUUUGAGAAACUACACAAAAGCAAUAAAGAGCAGAUUGGCAAGCCCAAAGGUAUACAAGCUAGGUCGGGUGAUUUAUCUAAGACAAAAAACAAAAGUACACCAAGAGUUGCAUGGGAGAAAGAUCUAACAAAGGACAAGAAUAAUGGUAGCCAAUGUAUUGUAGAGGAACGAAAGGAAGUAUCAGUUGGCAUCGAAAGAGAACCCAGUCAACCAAAUGUUCAAGCAGCAUCAGUUCCAAAUAUUCGCCCUUUCCAAUUUGACGACACCCUACCCUCAUCUGAUAUAGAGUUAGUCUCAAAAUCAGUUCCUUCAAUGAAAACAAAGUCACCACGACACAAGCCUUCUCGAAAAAGCGCGGAUAGUCGAAAUAGUCCGAGAUCUCUUCAAGCAAAAGACACUGAAAGUAUGUUUUGGAAUAUGAUGGACAGAGCUACUGUCAGUGGCCAGCAUUUGGCAGGGGAAGGAAGACGUAGUUCUGUACCUUUCAGUACUGUGGUAUCACCAGUUAAGCCCAGUUAUGCAUGGCGCCGUCGAUCAGCGAAUCUAGCCCGAGAGAGAAAAAGAUCGAUUCUGAGAGAACAAUUGAAAGCUACUUCUAUAAUUUGCAAAAGCCGAGUGGAUGCUUUUGUCAAAGAGCUGCAAGAAUUGUCCGAUGCCCGGAAAAGCGAAGAAAGAGAAAACGAAUUGAAGUUGGCCGCAUUCAGAAACAGGAAAAGGGUAGAACUAAAGCAAAAGAAAGAACAGCAGCUCAAGGAACAACAAGAAAAAGAAAAGGAAGAGGCUGAACGAAAGAAAAGAGAAGAGGAAGAACGGCGCAGACAAGCUCAGUCCGCCGGGGAAAGCGUGAGCUUCAGAUACAUGCGCGCAGUGUACGGGGGGUCCGGUAUGUCCCUGCAAACGGCUUUCCAGAGACUUCGGGAGCUUAAGCAUUCUAGAUACUGA
Lingula anatina is the source of this 2223-nucleotide messenger RNA. RefSeq lists its product as uncharacterized. The record is from RefSeq and is a predicted model, not a curated record. Lineage: Eukaryota; Metazoa; Brachiopoda; Lingulata; Lingulida; Lingulidae.